Messenger RNA from Saimiri boliviensis boliviensis (Bolivian squirrel monkey), 318 nucleotides. Lineage: Eukaryota; Metazoa; Chordata; Mammalia; Primates; Cebidae. The record is from RefSeq and is a predicted model, not a curated record.
AUGGCAAAAAUCUCCAGCUCUACAGAGGCUGAGUGGUGCAUCGAGUCCCUGACUACUGUUUUCCAGAAGUACACUGGAAAGGAUGCUUGUAACUACACUCUCUCUGAGAUGGAGUUCCUAAGCAACAUGGAUAGAAAACUGGCUGCCUUCACAAAGAACAAGAAGGACCCCAGUGUCCUUGACCGUAUGAUGAAGAAACUGGACACCAACAAUGAUGGGCAGCUAGAUUUCUCAGAAUUUCUUAAUCUGAUUGGUGGCCUAGCUAUGACUUGCCAUGAUUCCUUCCUCAAGGAUGUCCCUUCCAAGAAGCGGACCUGA